Molecule: messenger RNA, 2628 nt
Organism: Xenia sp. Carnegie-2017
Lineage: Eukaryota; Metazoa; Cnidaria; Anthozoa; Malacalcyonacea; Xeniidae
Product: cyclin-F-like
Exons: 20
Coding region: 157-2160 (667 amino acids)
Biological process (GO): mitotic cell cycle phase transition; regulation of cyclin-dependent protein serine/threonine kinase activity
Cellular component (GO): centrosome; nucleus; cyclin-dependent protein kinase holoenzyme complex
Molecular function (GO): cyclin-dependent protein serine/threonine kinase regulator activity; protein binding
Source: RefSeq, a predicted model, not a curated record
GUUCGACUUCCACGAUCGAUCAAAUGAAAUCUUUGGAUAAAUAAAGUACGACUAGUCGUGAACAGAAAUUGUCCUUUGAAAGCUUUCUUGAUUUCAUGCAGAUCAUAUUAUUAGUUUUAUAAAUAGGCUUUUCUAGUCGUUUGAUAUUCUACUUUAAUGAAUAGCAGAAUGGUUUUCGUAAAACGCUACGCUGGCGUACGUCGAUGCUAUCGGAAAGCAUUUGUGCACUUACCUGACGAUACAUUACUGCUUGUGUUGCAGUAUUUAUCUGUCCAAGAACUGUACCAAAUGUGUCGAGUGUGCAGACGCUUUAACCAACUUAUCAUGAAUACACAAAGCUUAUUCAUUCACACUUCAUUUGCUGGAAUUUGGCCGUCACCAAAGAAUUUUUCAGUUUUUUUGAAAGGGUCAUCUGUAGGAAACAUUGAAGCAGUUAUCAAAUUGGGCUUAAGUUAUCUUUACAAUGAAGGAGUUUCAGAAAAUUCUUCAAAGAAAAUCUCUUCAUCAGCAAACGCCCACAACGCAAAAAAUGCCACUCAGUAUUUCUGUCAGGCAGAAAGCAUAACACCUCCGACUGUCGCGUUUAUUUGGUCGUUUAUUCGCCCUCCUUGGGCUCCUGGCAUCAUGUGUUGUAAAAGACAUGUCUUCAAUGGUAUCAGGAAAUUCUGCGAAGAAAAUCAGGAUGCUUCUUCCUCUUUGCUUUAUUCACUUGGGAAAAUUAUAAGUCUGGUUGAGAAAGUAGACGACGAUGAAAAUUGUAAAGAUUAUGCAAGAAUGUGGCUGGAGAAAGCGGCUUUAAAAGGCAGUACCUUGGCGAAGUUUGAACUAUGGAAGAUGGAUCGCGAGACCGAUCUUGAGCCCGCGGUGAAACUACAUCAGCUACGAAAUCUUCGUGGUUGUGUGCAACAUAACAAAGAUGCCCAACUUGAACUUGCCCUUCAUUACGCCACAGGGAACGUUGGAAACAUCGAUAAAGUUACUGCUGUUAAUUAUGUGAAAGAGUUCAUGGCAUCCUCUCUGCCCUGUAGACGUCGUGGUAUUUUUAAAUAUCAAAAUGAGGUCACACGGCCGAUGAGGUAUAUUCUUGUUGACUGGCUAGUGGAAGUUUGUACUAUGAAGAAUUUCACUAGUCAUGUUCUGCAUGCCGCUGUUUCCUACGUGGACUUGUAUUUGUUACGGAGAAAAAGCAAUCGUGGUGAACUACAAUUGUUAGGAAUUGGAUGUCUGCUUAUUGCUUCAAGAUUCUACGAGAAAAAUAUUGUAACAAUUCGAGAGUCAUCGUGGCUGACAGACAACACAUAUUCAUACGAACAAGUUGUAAGAAUGAUAGGCGAAAUAAUGAGUUGUCUUAAAGGAGAAACUCAGGUGCUGACAAUUCCAAACUACGUGAGACUUUGCUGCAAACUUAUGAAGGUGGAGCACAAAGUGGAGUAUUUAGCAAAUUACAUCGCAGAUUUGUCUUUAUUGCGAGUCACUGCGAGCAGGUACAAAUAUUCGUGUGCACAUGUUGGUUUUUGUUGUACGUUUUUAGCUCAAUUGAUAUACUAUCCUGAGACAUUUUGGUCCCCAACUUGGGAAACUUAUGUUCCUUUCGAGAAAAGUACUGUUUUGGGAUGUAUGAGUUUCCUUAUAGACUCUUGCUUAACACAAGAUUGCCCUACGGACAAACAAAAUGGUCGACUGAAAGCCGUCAAAGAAAGAUAUGAAUCGGAGAAGUUUUCCGAAGUUAGCAAAUUGAAGUUACCGCCGAGCGAGGACCUAAAAGAUUUAAUUAUGCGCGUUCGCUUUUUCGACGAGACUGCCGACCACAUAUCGGAUGAGACUGCGUUGAAUUUGACCAGCUGCAGUAUAGCGUCAAGUGGCUACGAUGGUGAUGAGGAGGAUAUGGGUGAACUUAUGGUCAGCGAUGAUGAUCAAGUGAUGGUAUGGAACGAUACAGAGUCAGAUGAAGACGAGGAUGUGUUUUCUAAAAACAAGGCUCUUAAAACUUGUAGCACUCCAGACCAAUUAGGUGUAGAUGAUAUAGAGCGUUCUACACCAAGCUUCUUAACACCCAGUUGGUUUCAAGUUGUCGUGAACCAAUCAAAUUUGUCAAAUAAUGAAACUUUACUUGUGAACCAAUCAAAUGUGUCAAAUAAUGAAACUUUAUCUUUGUCGUGAACCAAUCAAAUUUGUCAAAUAAUGAAACUUUAUCUGUUGGACACAAUAAUGUUGCAUCUAGUGGCGACCACGUGCCUUUUAACUCAACUUGCUCACCUUCAAAUGUUCAUCGGCGACCUUUGAUUGAUGUUAAUCAUAGACGACAUUCAUCAGGAAGUGUGGAAAGCAAUGGGAAAACAAAUGCACAUUUCAGGCCAAUUUAUGCAUCAAGUAGAAGAGCUGCAUCCGAAAAUAUGGCAGUCAAUUAUCCUUAAAUUCUAUAAUUAUAAAUUUGUACAUAUACUUGUAUGCUGUAAACUUAGUUAUGUAUGUUUUUUAAUUUAACAAAAAAUAUUCAAAUUUGUAAGAUAAGCCAGAAGUCAUCUAUUUUACCUAGAUGUUCUCGCUCUUUCCAAAAGAUUGUUAUACACUUGUAAAAAGACAAAUUUAGGUGUUUCAAUAAAUUCAAUAAAAUUUAUCUAAAAAUCA